AUGACAGCUGAAACAGGUCCAUCGAGGCCUUACCGUCCGCGCGAUUCAGACGCUCCCGACGAGCGCACCAGUCUCAUUCCCCAUCACACGCCCUCCUCGCACGACCAAGAGGCUGCCUUGGGUGCUUCAUCGUCAGUGGACAAUGCUCCAAGUUUACCUACCAGGAGUCUCGGGUAUAUGAUUGUCCUGACCUUAGUCUUGGCCGGACUACAGUUCACAUGGACAGUCGAGAUGGGCAAUGGCACCCCAUACCUCAUCUCCCUCGGCAUACCAAAGCCAUUAAUGUCGCUCAUUUGGAUUGCUGGCCCUCUUUCGGGCAUGCUCAUGCAACCCAUCAUUGGACUUUUGUCAGAUACCAGUACACUAUCUUGGGGCAAGAGAAGACCGUUCAUCAUCGCUGGCACGAUUGGGGUGGUCACGAGCUUGCUUGUCCUUGGCUGGACCAGGGAAGUUGUCGAGCUGAUUGCAGGUGGACGCCGAAGUAUAGAGCAUGAACAUAAGGUGAGGACUGCCACAAGCAUACUGGCGGUCUUCAUGAUUUAUCUUCUCGACUUUGCUAUUAACACGAUCCAAGCUUCCUCGAGGACUUUGAUUGUCGAUUCUGUAUCCCCGCAGCUGCAGUCUUCUGCAAAUGCAUGGGGCUCUCGCAUGAUCGGAAUUGGUAACGUCUUUGGCUACCUUUCAGGCUACAUGAAUCUCCCACGCUACCUUCCGGCUCUUGGCUUCACGCAGAUGAAGGUGCUCUGCGCCAUUGCCAGUGCAGUUCUAAUUCUCACGGUAGCAAUCACCUGUGCUAGCAUCAAAGAACGUAACCCGAAUCUUGAGCUGCAGAAACGCAAUCAGCGGGAAAAAUCAGGUUUGGCCGAGGUAUGGGAGUUUGCCAGCCGUGUCGCUCUGUCCAUCUCCCGAAUCCCGGUGAGCAUCGAGCGCGUCUGCAAUGUACAAUUCUUUGCGUGGAUUGGAUGGUUCCCGUUCUUGUUCUACAUCACGACAUAUAUCGCUGAGAUCUACAUCAAGACGAGUGCGACACCUAGGGCGCCGGUGCUCUUCGAAACUCUCGGCGACACGAUUUCUGCCAACACGACUGUACCGCCACCGCCAGAGCGUGAAUGGGAAGCAGCUACGAGGGCUGGAAACUUUGCCAUGCUUCUUUUUGCGCUUGUAUCUCUUGGCGCGAACGUUUUGUUGCCCAUCAUUGUGAAGGAGAGCUCGACGGAAACAGGGGAGGAGAAGUGGUGGAAGGUUUUGACGCUUCGAAGGGCGUGGACACUGAGUCAUCUCCUAUUUGCAGGAUGCAUGUUUUCGACGUACUGGGUGAACGGGGUCUGGGGUACUACUGUGCUUGUUGCCGUCUGUGGAGUCUCAUGGGCGCUCACGCUGUGGGCACCUUUUGCGCUGAUCAGCGAGCAGAUCUCGUUACGAGCACAGGCGAAAGCGAAUCGCUUGCAGCAUGAAGAUACAUCCUCAGGUACAUCUUCGACUGAUGAAAAGGAGGAAGAGGCAGCUGGUGUUAUCCUGGGCGUCCACAACUUUUACAUUGCAGCGCCGCAGGUCAUCUCUACUUUGAUCGCUAGUGCACUUUUCCGCAUCCUUGGUGGCAGCGGGCCGGAGGGUAGGGCUGGUGACGAUAGCCUGGGUUGGGUUUUGAGAGUAGGUGGCAUAAGUACAUGUCUUGCUGCAUGGCUGAGCUUGAGGGUGAGAAAUCAUGAGGAGCAGCAAGAGACGGAUGAGGAUGAAGAUAACUGA
Molecule: messenger RNA, 1746 nt
Organism: Saitoella complicata NRRL Y-17804
Lineage: Eukaryota; Fungi; Ascomycota; Saitoellomycetes; Saitoellales; Saitoellaceae
Product: MFS general substrate transporter
Exons: 2
Coding region: 1-1746 (581 amino acids)
Cellular component (GO): membrane
Molecular function (GO): sucrose:proton symporter activity
Source: RefSeq, a predicted model, not a curated record